Microtus oregoni (creeping vole) is the source of this 5074-nucleotide messenger RNA. It is a transcript of the gene Pcgf3, whose product is annotated as polycomb group ring finger 3. Bases 408 to 1133 code for a protein of 241 amino acids. NCBI's taxonomy places the organism in Eukaryota, Metazoa, Chordata, Mammalia, Rodentia, Cricetidae. The record is from RefSeq and is a predicted model, not a curated record. The transcript is spliced from 12 exons. Gene Ontology annotation, biological process: regulation of transcription by RNA polymerase II. Gene Ontology annotation, cellular component: PRC1 complex.
CUAAGCGCGGCGCCCCCGACUCCUCACUCGGCUGGGUUCGGGCAUUUCCGCCUCUUUGUUUUAAACUCCGCACGGCUUUUUUCUCCUCCUCUUGGGGGGGACCCAGAGGGAGCGGCGCCCCCUCCCCCUCCCGGCGAGCCCCCGCGUGCGCCCGCUCGCCCGCCGCCCGAGACGCAGAAUGACAGAUGAGGGUGGCCAGUGCUCUGCUUAGGGUAAGACUUCACGAUGUAGCCCCGAUUCCAGGCUAUCAUUCACAGAAAAUGGAAAAGGAACAAGGGACAGAAGGAAGGUGCAGAAGCCCGCCAGAACUCAGAGUAAGGAGGGAUCACCACAUCCACUUGGUGGCCUGAAGCCUCCAUGCCACCGGGUGAGGAAGGACUCACAGACAUCCAGAGGAGAAGCCAAAGAUGUUGACCAGGAAGAUUAAACUCUGGGACAUAAACGCCCACAUCACUUGCCGCCUGUGCAGCGGCUACCUCAUUGAUGCAACUACAGUGACUGAGUGUUUGCACACAUUUUGCAGGAGCUGCCUGGUGAAAUAUCUGGAGGAGAAUAAUACCUGCCCCACUUGCAGGAUCGUGAUCCAUCAGAGCCACCCGCUACAGUAUAUCGGUCAUGACAGAACCAUGCAGGACAUUGUUUACAAGCUGGUACCAGGCCUCCAGGAAGCGGAAAUGAGGAAACAGAGGGAAUUCUAUCACAAACUGGGCAUGGAGGUACCAGGUGACAUCAAGGGGGAGGCGUGCUCAGCAAAACAGCACUUAGAUCCCCGCAAUGGUGAAACCAAAGCAGACGACAGUUCCAAUAAAGAGACAGCAGAAGAGAAGCAGGAGGAGGACAACGAUUACCACAGGAGUGACGAGCAGGUGAGCAUCUGUCUAGAAUGCAACAGCAGCAAACUGCGGGGCCUGAAGCGGAAGUGGAUCCGAUGCUCAGCCCAAGCAACAGUGCUGCACCUGAAGAAAUUCAUCGCCAAGAAACUCAAUCUCUCCUCCUUCAAUGAGCUGGACAUUUUAUGCAACGAGGAGAUCCUGGGCAAGGACCACACUCUCAAGUUCGUGGUUGUUACGCGGUGGAGAUUCAAGAAGGCGCCCCUCCUGCUACACUACAGACCCAAGAUGGACUUGCUGUAAGCCCAGCCAGACUCAGCCCACACCCAGUGCUCUACACGGCAAAAUGUGCCGUGGAAUGUUGCCUCUGGGUGCCAUGUGGACCAGAUUUCUGAAUAGAGAAUAUUUAUAACUUUUGUAUGAGAGAAUCCACUCCCAACAAGACACUACCAGCACGUGUUUACAGAGGAUGAAAACACUUCACAGUUCGCUCCUCUCUGCUUCAGGUCCACAGGCCAGAGAACAAGUGAAUCCGUGACCACACGCAGCGCCUCUGCUUGCUUUCCAGGGCUUGAGAAUCUGAAUUCCUUUUGGCUUAAUUUGUGGAUUAGGUUUCAUUAUUAAUAAGCCUCAGAAACACUUGGGCUUUCAUUAAGUCCUUCCUAAGUUAUUGAAAGUCUUUUCAUGGUAUAUAUUUAUGUUGCCUUUAGCUUCCUGAAGACUGAAGAGAUAUAUAAAAAUUUAAUUUAAAGUAUACCCAAAGAGGCUUGCAGUAAUACUAUUAUUUAGCCAUGCUAUUUAAUUUCCCACCUUCUAGAGUACAGCAGAGGUCCAUUCCCAAAUUAGAGUCUUGUACUGUGUAUCCUGGCUGGGCAAGGGGAGACCCUGCCUCAGUCCCCAGCGUCUUGUGGCUGCAGUUUCGUCCCCUCCGUAAGGCAAGUCAGGGGUGAAAUGGCUGGUGCAGCGCUGGCUUGCUGAAGUCAUCCCGAAAGUUCCUGCCUUUAGCUUUCUGUUUUCCUUCCACUGGCAAGAUGUGGUGGUGGCUGUUUGUCUUUCCAAACAGCACAAGCCCUCCUGUGGGGAGACCUUGUAAAGGCACUUGGGAGGUGAGGCUGUCUUUCCAAACAGCACAAGCCCUCCUGUGGGGAGACCUUGUAAAGGCACUUGGGAGGUGACCUCUAACCUCCGUGUUCCUGGCUUGCCUUUCUGCUCACGGGGUUAACAUCUUUUUUUUUUUUUUUUUUUUUUUUUUUUUUUCCCCUUUUUCAUGAAAAGUAACUGAGCAACCUGCUCAGCAGACAUUUUUCAGGAUACUGUUUGUGAACUUCCCACUUCACGUGUAAUUUAUUUGGUUUGGUUUGGUUAGAGAUAAAUGCCAGCAUAUCCAACUUUGUUCUCUCUUAAGGGGUAUGAAGGCAAGAGCAAGGAGAAGGGAUAAUGGCCUGGGGUUCCCAGGGACCUCUCUCAGUCACUUCCUGCCCUCCCAGGCCCCGUGGGAAUCGUAGAACCCUGUAAUCCCAGGGUUAGCUCUGCUCUUGGUGGGCAGAGGAGGAUCUUAGUGUGUCCUUGGGGCCAGGCUUUCUGUGUCUUCACCUUAGCAACUGGAAUUUUUCUUGCAUUGCUUUGACGGUUGGGAUUGGGUUUAUCAGUGCCCACUCUUCUACUUCCUCUUUCACUCACACAGCGUCAGAAGCAGCGACUCGUGAGCCCUAAUGUCCCUAAGGAUAGAACAUCCAAAUUAACGGAAUCCUUAAUGUAUGACCUUGUAAAACAAAAGCAAGCUCUUUGUUUGGAAUUGAUCAAAAUUCACCUCUCUAUUUGAGACCAGGACUGUUUGGAUUGUCAGUUUCCUGAGUUUGCUGUUCAUCCAAAUCAUUUCUAGAGUUACUACACAAGGGUUCAUGCGUAAAUAUUACCUGUCUACCUCAGAACACAAGUGCUGCUGAAGCAUCCGCAAGACCGUGUUCUCACCAUGCAGUUACAUUAGAAUCUAGGUAUUUCCCAUGUGGUGAAACUAAAGAAGACUUAGACAGUUAGAGGCCUCCAAAUUAAAGUUAAUUUACAGUUCAGAUCAAACUUAGUAUGGCUGUAUAAUCUCAUGAUCUAUAUUUGUAACUUUGUAGCUACUUUUAGAAUCACUGACUUUGCUAUGGUGCUAAGUUGAUAGCUCUAAGUAUUCAGCGAGGCGGACAUCGCAACUGAUGUCCUAGCUGGGCGCCGCCGCCCCAACAGCCCUGCUUUUGUCACCACGUUAACCUGAUCAACCUCAGCAGCAAAAAUACCUAUUUUUCUAAGAUUCCAUCAUGCGCCUGUCUGCUCUGCAGGCAGCUUUCCGAUGCCCUUCCGCCCUCUGGUCUGACCUGUAGCCUUACCUCGCUCCUAGAUGAAGCAGAGUGAGCUUGCGUCAGAUGGAAGCUCUGGGCGCCUCGUUUCACUCCUGCCAAGCUCCAUGUGACAUCCAAGGCCGAAUUUUAUUUUUCCAGCAUGAACACGAGGAUCAGUUAGUGAUUGGUCCUGUCCAGCUUUCUCAGCAGGCGGAGCUCCUGUGAAGUUGUUUUCAUAGCUGCCGAUGCUAAAAACCCGAUGCAUCCAACCGGCAGCCCCGGGACCAGCCUCCCAGCACGUGGUCUCGCUCAGUACCAUUUUCACGAAAAUAGAAAUCUCAGAUAGAAUAUAUAAUAUUGAAUUUAAGAUUUGGGGGGUUAAAAAAAGAAAACUUAACUUUAUAAAAUUAUUUAUUCUAUUUUAAGCCUUCUAUCAUAUUUUCCCAUCCAGUUGUUUGGUUUCUGUGGUCCAGCUUUAUUUACAGGCAUAUAAGAUAAAAUUGUGAGAUGUUUUGCAAGCUUCUUUUACUUUUUGUAGCCUUUGGUUUGUAUGUUUUUAUAGGGAUGAAGAGCAUUUUUAUGCUUUUGUGCAAUAGGUUCCAACAUGCAUUUAUUAGAGUGUGUUUAAAUUGUGAUCUAGCAUCGAUUCUACUAAAUUGAAAGGGAAUAUAGGUGGAAUUUCGAUAUCUGUGCAUUCAGCUAUUUGGUUUUGCCUUUUUCACUGUUAUUAUAAGAAUGCUGUUAGAGAGAGAGAGAGAGAGAGAGAGAGAGAGAGAGAGAGAGUGUGUGUGUGUGUGUGUGUGUGUGUAUGUGUAGAUAUGUUCCAUCAAUAUUAAAAGAUAAGCAGCCAGGCAGGAAGUGAUGAGGUUGGCACCAUGCUAGGCUUGUGUCUCCUGUGGGCAAACCCAGUCCUUGAGCUGAGGCUGUGACUGGGCCAUCCUGGGGGUUGGGAUUUCAUCGUCUCCCCACCUAUCAACCUGGCAGUGCUGACCUUUAGGCCCCUGAUGCCUGCCCUGCCAUCAGAAUCUUUGGAGCCUGGUGUAUUUUGUUUCUGAGGGCAUACAGGGUGGUGUAUCACAGUGCUCUGAAGUGUAUCGUUAGCUUAAAUGUUCCACGAAUGAGCCAACUGAGUUCUGCUUUGUAUAUGGAUAUUGAAUAUGCUUCUAAAACACUGAAAGUAAAUUUAGUGCAGAUAGCGAAAUCUCAAUCUCUCUCUCUCACACACACCAUACACACACCACCACCACACACACAAUAUGUCUGUUUCCUCAGGAAAUCAUUUAAACCCCAACACAUCACAUGUGACCUUAACCUGAAAACAAAAGUUUUCUCUGCCUUGGUAUUAAAUACACCAAGUAAAUAAACUGGGAUACAUAGAUUAGGAAAUCCACUUAAUUGUACCACAGUCUGCACAUCUUCAUUCCUCCAGGUAGGAAUUACUACCAUUCAGGCUCCCAUCAGAAACAGCUGUGUGGGACUGUGGUCCUCACGCCCAGUGUUCACACCUGUUGUCCCUUACUCCCACCCGAGAGCACAUUUGGAGAAAGAACUGAUGUGUGUACCACAGUAGCAUGUGUUAGUUCCGGUUCUCAGCUUGUACCAGACAUUUUCCCCAAGUGAAGGUCACAUCAGGUCACAGACAGCAGCACCAUGUGCGCCCACCUUGGAAUGCAGCCACAGCUAACAACUGUCAUGGUGUAUGAAAUGAUGCAGAUUCAUAUUUUUGACUGUUUAAUUUGAAAGUUUACAUUUUUAUGAUUGUGUUAGUGUGUAAUUUUUGUACCAUCAAGUGGCUAGUUUUUGUCUGAAAUCUUUUUUGGAAUAUUGCUUAAUGUUUUGAUUUCACGAUAGUGAAGCUUGUAUUCAGUGUUUUGCCAAUUAAUAUUAUAUGCUUGUAAUAAAAGCAGAAGAAAAACUUAA